Messenger RNA from Asterias rubens (European starfish), 9400 nucleotides. Its product is annotated as afadin-like. The record is from RefSeq and is a predicted model, not a curated record. The transcript has 24 exons. Bases 151 to 7134 code for a protein of 2327 amino acids. NCBI's taxonomy places the organism in Eukaryota, Metazoa, Echinodermata, Asteroidea, Forcipulatida, Asteriidae. Gene Ontology annotation, biological process: signal transduction. Gene Ontology annotation, molecular function: protein binding.
AUAUAUCCGUAUGUUUUCGACACUCCGCAUUUCACACACAAGUGCUACGUAGAAAUUGACUAAUUUAAUACAUUUGAGUCACUGACAUCUACCCUGAUGGACAUUUAGUACCCUUAUUGGAAAACAUAGAAGCUCUCCGACAACAAGAAGAUGUUUCAACGGGGUCGACAGGACGAAAGGCUCCGUUUAAAACGAGUAAUUGAAUUAUGGAAUGCCAGUCGAUUGGAUCUUUUUGAGAUCACCGAACCAGAUGAGCAUCUGGAAUUCUUCGGUGUGAUGCGUUUUUUCUUCCAGGAGGAAGGCGAUAAAGUGACGUCCAAAUGCAUCCGUGUUUCUAGCUCAGCCAACACCCUGGAUGUCACCAACAUACUGAUUGAGAAGUUUCAUCCAGAUUUGCGUAUGCUCUCCAUCCCGGAUUAUGUAUUGGUGGAAGUACACGCAAACGGCGAGGAGCGCUUCUUGAAGAAAGAUGAGCAUCCUCUCAAAGUACAGCUCAACUGGAGCGAGGAUCUCAGGGAAGGUCGGUUCCUUCUCAAGAUGGCCACCGACAGCACGAAGGUGAACCUGUACGUCAACGAGCCGGAACCGCCGGCGAUGAAAAGAAAGUUAUCUCGUAGAGAAAAGAAAGAGCAGAAGAAGAAAGAUAAAGAAGCCAAACUCAAGAGUAAGACGGAGAAAGAAGAAAACAAGACAGACAAACUCUAUCAAGACCUUUCCAAGUCGCGCUUCACUCGUACAAUCUCUAACCCCGAGAUGGUGAUGAAACGACAACGUCAGAAGAAGCUAGAGCAGAUGGAACGCUUCAAGAACCGCCCACAUUCAGGGGGCGCAUUGAAGAUCUACGCCCACACACUGUUCCCAGAGGUCCCAUAUAAGACUCUACUAGUCGAUGUCAGCAGACCCUCGGACAGCAUCGUCAAGGAAGCCUUGGAGAAGUUUGGCAAGCCCAAAGAAGACCCUCUGGAGUUCUGUCUAGUCAAGGUGGUGGUUCCACCCAAUGAGGAUCCUGCUGCGUAUAUUGAGAAGGGUGGCUGGGGUAAAGAACACAUUAUGGAUGACGAUGAGUCACCGUUAGAAGCUGUCAUGAGAUGGCCAGAUGCCAGAGGUGAGUUGAUCUUUGAGUUGAAACUGCGGCCGACUGACUAUAAGCCUAGACUACAGAAACAAAGACAGGACAAGGAGAACGACAUGCAUCCACAAAGGAUCCCCCUAGAGAGACUGCCGUACUUCCUGGAACUAAACGAAGAUGGGACGGACAUUAUUGACUACAAACCUAAGAGGUAUCGUCUGCAGGAGAAUGUGACUGAAGUCGGCAGUGAACAUGAAGUGUCAAACACUGGUCAAUACCUACAGCUGUUUUCCCCCGGUAUCCAGCCCCGUCACUGCGUAGUAGCUAACAUGGAGGGCGUAGUUACCGUCACGCCCACUAGCCCUGAGUCAGAGACCUACGUGAAUGGUCAGCGCAUAUAUGAGACCACUAUGCUGCAGCAUGGUGCGGUGGUCAGGUUCGGUAGACAUCACUGUUUCCGAUUCUGCGACCCGGAGGUUGAAGAUCCGGAUUGGGCGAGGAGAGAGCAGAAGAAACCAAACAAUUUUGAGACAACGUUUGAGGUGGACGGUAAGGUUCAGACCAAUAACGGACAACUUGAGAAGAAGAAGACUAGACCACCGGAGGUUCUGCCGGCUACUCUAGAGUUCAAAGAAGCUGCGGAGGACAAAUUCCUGAGCGCCUUCAUCCACGAAGUAAACGGUGCCAACAUUUACUUCAAGCUUGCCCCGACCUACACCCUGUACCUCGGGUGCCGCUUCAGGCUGUCCAAGCUGUAUCGACCAGAAAUGGGACCCACUGAGCGUGCUCAGAGACUGACAGCAUUCCUCAAUAAAACGGCAGAUCUGAUCGAUCGCACAGUGGAGAAAAACAAUCAGAUUGCCGGCGUGUUGGCGUUCUGGUUGGCCAACGCGUCUGAGUUCCUUCACUUCAUCAAAGAGGAUCAAGCACUGAGUAGCAUCUCCCAAGACGCCCAGGACAUCCUACAGCAUUGCAUCCAACAGAUAUUCAGGCAUCUUGUGCACAGUAUCCAGCGAGAGAUGAACAUGAUGUUAUCUGCCUAUUUGGAUCCAAGUGAAGAGGCCGACGCAGAAAGAGAUAUGUCAACAGAUGACGAUAAGAGUAACGAUGGAUGGAGAGGAGGUUCCAAGGAUAAUCCGUUACGCAUCAGCGCUCGCUGGCUCAAUCCACCCAACCAUGGCCCUCCGCAGACCAGGCCAACCGUGGGUGACGUGGUUCAUGUCUUCCAUUCUGUCAUGACGCUCCUCCGUCGAUGUCGAGUCAAUGCCGGUCUCACCAUUCAGCUCUUCUCCCAGCUCUUCCACUUUGUCGGUGCUUGGUUAUUCAACAAGCUCAUCGCUAACCAGCAGCUUCGGCUGGGCCAUCGGGACGGUGCAGCCAUGUUGAUGAGGAGACUCCAUCGGAUUAUAGUGUGGGCUGAGAAGCAAGGACUCGAGCUGGCUGCUGAGGCGCACACCAGCAAGAUCACACAGGCACUAAAGUUGUUGAUGGCACCUAAAGAUUCCAGGGAGGCCCUAAGUACAGCAUGCUCGCAAUGCUUCAAACUCAACUCAAGACAACUCCGAGCUCUCCUGGAGAACUACAUCCCGUCCCACAACGAGAGUCAAAUCCCAAAUGAGAUCAUUAUGAAGCUGGUAGCAGUGGCUCAAACCACUAACGAUGAACCCUCCCCAGAUGGUCGCCCUGUACCCUUAGAAGAAGACACUGAGCUGCGUCUCGCGUUGAUAGUUCCCGAGGACGGAUACUCAUGUGAGAUAGUGAAAGGUGUACCCACAGGGCUCCAGGAAUUCCUGGAGCCAUUACUACGGGCAGGUCUGGCAAGAUUAACCGUAAACCCAACCUCCUCAGGUGAUUGGACGGUUUAUCUGUAUGGAAGCCAAAACGCUUUAGAACUUGGACCCCCGUCACACAUGCAGCAACCGGGACCCCCACCCCACAUGCGAGAACAAGGACCCCCACCCCACAUGCGAGAACAGGGACCCCCACCCCACAUGCGGGAACAGGGACCCCCACCCCACAUGCAACCAGGACCCCCACCCCACAUGCGGGAACAAGGCCCCCCACCCCACAUUCAGCAGCAAGGGCCCCCACCCCACUUGCGGGAACAGGGACCCUCUCCCCAUGGUCCCCCACACCAGCCCUCUACACUGCAGAGACAACAGCAGCAAGAGCAGCAGAGUGCACCCCCGAUGUCACCAGUCAUGAUGAAGCCUGCCCCUCAAGUCCGUGCCGAUGCCAAAGCGCCACCAGGCAAGGAAGCAGAAGUCUUCAGUAUUCAGCUGAACAAGGGAGGAAGUCGUAUGGGUCUUAGUAUUGUCGCAGCCAAGGGUCAAGGUCAAGAGAAGAUGGGUGUCUACGUCAAGGCGGUAGUACCAGGCGCUGCUGCUCAUAAGGAUGGUCGCAUAAUGGCCGGUGAUCAGAUUCUCGAGGUGGAUGGAAACAGUCUGGUUGGCUGUACCCAAGAGCAAGCUGCGAUGUUCCUAAUGAAAACUGGUCAGAUAGUGAGAUUGAAGAUCGCUAAGCAGGGAGCCAUCUUUCAUGGCUUAGCAGCUAUUCUUAGCCAGGCCUCGCCUCCAAUGCAAAGAGCUAACAAAGGAGCCCAACCAUCACCAUCUCAGUCAGGGCCGCCUACCCCAACUCAACCUGGCCCACAGAUGCGCCCUAAGAGUGAAGAUAUCUCUCGUGUCUUAGCGCCCCAGGGGCGAUACCCUGGAGAGAGCCGGGAGUGGCCCACACAGCGUGAUGGUCCGACAGCGGCACCAAGGCGCUAUGACAUGACACAAGCAGACUACGCUAAGUCCUCUCCAAAUCUAGUGGAAGAACCAAGACAGCGUAUACAGUCUGAGAGAGAUUUGUAUGCAACAGUCAACAAAGACCCUUAUGCUAGACACCGGGGCCAUCCACAACACAAUCAGCAGAUGUAUCAGCGCUCAAAGUCUACCUCUCACUUGGAUCCAGAGCUCGAUAUGGACAAUCGUGAACUCCCUCGACAGGCCAUGUCCCAGGCUAAUGUAAGAGCUCCACCACCUGGAGCCGUACAGGUCAUGGGUGCUCCAAUUCCCGCACCACGCCUCAAGGAAGUCCAGUAUGCAGAGCCUCUCACUAAGGAAGAGAUCGCGCGUGAAGAACAGGCAGAAAGGGCUAAGGAAGCCAGAGAAAGACAGGAGAAGCUCAAGGAAGAAAGACUGAAGGAAGAGAAGAAGAAAGAGGAAAGGGAUAGAGUGGAGCGGGAACGAAGAGAGCAAGAGGAGAAGGUCAGGCAAGAGAGACUGCAAGAGGAGCGCUUAAGAGAGGAAAAAAUGCGUGAGGAAAGAAUGAAAGAAGAAAGAGCAAAAGCUGAGCAAGCUAGGAUACAGCGACUCAGAGAAGAAAGGGCCAAAGAAGAGCGGGCUAGAGAGGAAAGGGCAAGGGAGGAACAGGUCCGAGAAGCACGGGCCAGGGAAGAGCAAGCAAGAGAAGCACGGGCCAGGGAAGAAAGAGCUAAAGAAGAACGGGCCAAGGAGGAGCGAAUUCGAGAAGAACAGGUCCAACAUGCUCGGGAGCAAAGAGAGCGGGAAGAGAGGAUGAAAGAGGAACGGGCAAGGGAAGAGAUGGUGAGAAUCCAGAGGUUGAGAGAAGAGCGCGCCAGAGAGGAAAGUGUCCGUGAAGAACGGGAGAAAGAGCAACGGCUCAAAGAAGAGAGAGCACGCGAGGAAAGAGAGCGUGAAGUGAGAGCCAAGGAAGAACAAGAGCGAUACUAUCGCCAAAGUGAUCCUCGCCAACAACCCCAAGCUGGGCAGUACCAGCAGGGUCAGCGUGAUCGGUAUGGCUCACAGGCCAGCAUGCCUGUAAGUUCAGCCCCUCAAAGUAACUACCAAUACAGUGACCUGGGAGAUUCACAGUACGGCUGGGAGGCCAACAGGUCGUCGACAGUUCCUAGAUCUUCAGCUUCUCAGAUGGACAACAGGUACGGUCCACAGCAAGACUACCUCCCUGUCAAUGUCCAACAACGCCAGAUGUAUCAGAGUGCACCUUACAGUACAGCUGAUAGUCAGAGGGUUGAAACACCUCCUCCACCACCUCCGCCCCCGUCUGACAGUUACGAUGAGUUCCCACCGCCCCCGAUGGAUCUCCCUCCACCCCCUCCCAAUAUGGACUACCAGCAGGACCUUCCUCCACCUCCCCCACCGAGUGGUCAAGCAAGUCAGUCCCUACCUCCUGGGGCAAUGCAGCAGUACCAGGUAUGGCAUGAUCAAGAGAAGAGGCGUCUGCAAGAAGAGCGUGAGAGGAGGAUGAGGGAGAAGCAGGCCUUGGUUGAGAAUCAGCGUCAGGCUUAUCAGGAUUCUAAACGCCCAAAUAAUCAACGUCAAGAACCACCACAUCCUCAGCAACAAGAGCGGCCUGCCUAUGCGUCACUGCCAAGGCAAGGGCGCAUACAGAGACACGGAUCCGUCGGUAACGAUCAACGGCCGGAACUACAGAGACAGAACUCUGGUCCUAAACCCGUACCCAUCCCACGGGCUCCUGGCAGGAAGCCCUCAAACAGUGAUGACGGGCCCAGCAGACCCCACAGUGAGCAUUACCCAGGCGAUGGUGUGCCUCAGUCACCUGUACGACCACUCAGUCAGAAUUACGAAUCCCCAUUGCAGGCCAGUCCAGACCCAAGGGGAAGAUACACCUCAAACAAUGAAGGGCUAAGCCCUGCUCAAAAUAACCGCCCUCCGGUUGCCCCAGGGAACUGGAGUGCAACAAGAGACCUUCACACCUCACAUGAAGAUCUUAAAGGCCCGUCUCCAUGGAAACGGGAAGAAAGAGAGAAGUGGGAACUUCGGCAGGAGGAGCAAAAGAAGAUGAUCCGAGAACAGGCUAUCGAAGAGUUAAUAAGACAAGAUACUUUGACUCCACAGCAACAGGAGAGACUGAGAAAGCUUCGAAUGGAGCAAGAAUUCCAACGGCGUCUGGACGAGUCGCGGGCAGAAAACGAAGAAGAGGACGCUGAUGAAGAGGAGUCAAAUAAGAGACGGGAGCAGUUUGAGAUGGCUCAGGCUCAAGCUGAGAGACUCUUGAUUCAACAGCAAGUGGCGCAGACAGCGUCUCGAGAACAGCAAGAGCAGCAGUUGGAGAGACUGUCAGGAGCCUUGGCCGAGGAGAGAGCUCGACAGCAGCAGAUCAUGCAGCAGCAGGAAGAAGAGUACUUCCAGCGUAAGCGAGAACACCGGGAGCUCCAUCAGGCCGAGCAAGACCAGUUCAUGAGACAAAUCAACCAGGAGCAAGGGACCAACAGACAGGAGGAGGAGAUGCAGAGACGCCACGCCAUGCAGAGACAGGAGUACCAGAGACGAGUCGCUGAAAUCGAGCAAGAGCGUCGGCGCAUCGAAGAGCAGUUAUCAUUCAAACCGAAAAGUGGCCCCACCCCUGCGCACUACAACCACAAUGCCGCACACAAUGAUAGCAAUGUUGUACAUACCAAAGUGAAUGUUAGUUUCGUACCUGGACCCGAGAAAACGUACAUUUCUGCAAACCCAGAGAGGGUCCCGUCUGCGAUCAGUAAUCAACGCAUCCCAAGUCAGCGUCCUCAGAUUCAGCCCAAACCAACCAAAGUACCUCCCCCGGUGGCACCCAAGAAAGCAGCAUUCCCGAGCGUGAAGGCUAAUGGCCGUGCCCCGUCAUCCAACUAUUCUUCCAUGGGUCCGGUGCCGUACCAUGCAAACACCUCCACAAUCAGUCAAAUACCAAUGCAGGAGAACAGCGCCUACGAGCCUGCCACUGACUACAACCACUCCCCGAUAACCAACAGCAAACCGAACACCCACCAGUACGCCACGCCGGAAAACUCACAAAAUAUGAAUACUUUCAAAGUCGGGGAUACUCCGUCGGUGAUCGGUGCUCAGGAAGUCUACCGCGACCCUCGCGAUCGUCUCCUCGCCAGUAAGCAACAGCCAAUCAGGGAAGGCAUGACAACGGACAAACUGACUUUCCGAGACAAGAUGAAGAUGUUCACUGAAGACAGCCCUAUUAAGAAGACCAGAGCCUCGAAAUGGGAAAGGGACUUUGUGGCACAAAAUCCACAUCUCAACACAACUUAAAGUUAUUCAGCGAGUGCUAAUUUCAUAGAGCUUAAAUAUCACUUAAAUAAUGCUUAGCACACAAACUUCCUGCAUAGCAGAAAUGGAUUAAGAGCUAAGCUAGGAUGGGCUACUGGUUGUGCGUUAGAGUAUGCUCUGGGGCUUUUUCCAAAUCUCUGCUAAGGCACCGUCUGUAGCUCCGGAACAUCGUACAAAAUUGUACCAUUGCUCCAAAAUUGACGAGCCGGAGCCCAGCCAACCAGCAAGUCAACCAGCCAAAAUGCAUGGUAAUGUGCACUGCUUAGACUGGUUCCCUGCAAAACAUUCUUUGAUUUCACUCUUACAUCACUGCUCCAGCAAUGCAAAGGCCGUAGAUUCUAAUCCCACCAAGUGAUUUUUUUUUCCUCAGAACUCUGAAAAGUAGUGAGUAAACAUGGCGUAAUACAGUGUUUAAACAUAUGGACGAAGGGUAAAAACAAAUUAUAUUCUACAAAUAGUUUUGCGUAAAAAAGCUAAAUAAUUUUUUUGUUUCUUGGGUGGGGGCUGUAGAUGAAAAUGAAUGCACCUUGACCACACAUCUAGAUCUCUUAUUAUUGUUAUAUCACUGCCACUGUAAAUAGUUUUAAGAAAAAAUAACAGAAAUGGUCUAUCAAAAUCUCUUUAGUUUAAUUUGAGCAGCCAGGUAGAAAAACUUAAGUAAUAUAUUUUUGAUAAUCUCAAUAAAAAGUUGGUACACAUGUAUGGGAUUUUUUAAAUUAUGUGAUUUAUGGUUAACCAGAUGUUAUUAAAAAUGUAACUUUCCUUUUAAAUCACACUUGUAGAAUAAGCAAAGAUGCCCAAUAUAUAAUUGCACACAGAUUUAAAGCCACCCUACUAAUGGAUUAUUUUUGUUUAUUUUAUUGUUUUAAUUGGUAGAGGCUGCACAAUCUGUUUUAGGCAAUACUUUGUGCUUACUAAGAAGCUCCUUGAAAUCGCACUGAACGCCAGCAUUGAACAUAUUUCAUAAAGUAAAGUUAAAUUCAGCUCGUGCCUACCAUGUAAAUUACGCAGUUGAUGAAUUCGCCACUUUUCACCAGAACUGUGAAACAUAUUUGUGAGUGAUUGAAAGUAAAGCAUUAGGCUUGAUUUUCCCGCCUUGCUAUGGGAGUGCUUGGCAUUGGUAGUACGGCGAUGUGCAUGGCAAUAGAUAUCUUUAAUCUGUACUCAUGUGUGGUUUUCAGUUGAUGUAUAUUGUUUUAACUUGUCGCAUUAUCGGUAGAACGAUAACAGUUCUGUUGUACAUACGUUUUAAUGUUAUUGAUUUUACCAAUUUUUAAAAAAAUGUUUUUUUAUGAUGAACUACUUGUCGUUGAUUUGCCUGUUUGUGGCGAUUCUGGAAAUUGUUUGCAAAAUGAGUCGGCCUGUUGCGUCUGUGUGUAAUGGUGGGGCCAGAAUGUAAGGAGAGAUACCCAGUGUACACUGAAUGGGAAGAUGUGAAAUCACUGUAAGUACUACAAUGCGUGUACCAUUGAGUGCAUUUUUUUUAAUGGAGUUUUAUAAAAUAAAAUAAAUCCCCAGAUAGUUGAGAAUUUAAUGGGACCAUUUGCAUGAAGUAAUUUGUAAAUAUACAUGCCAGUAUUGAAGUUGUUUUAAAAGUACUUUUUUAUUACUCUCAGAAACUUCAUCCUUUGUAGAAGCAUUUAUCCAUUUCUGUUAAGCAGACAAUACUGCUUAGCAAAUUUCUUUGCUAAACAAAAAAUUAGUGGGACACAAGUUGUAAUGAUGUAGACUUCAUAGAAUUCUGGCUGGUGACCAGUUUCUGUUAAGCAAGAUUUGUCAAAGCUUAGCAGGUUUUUUAUGCUUACAGACUUUAUGAAAUUGGGCCUUAAUGAUUGACGACUUUACAUGUAAUUUAGAAAUUGGGUACAAUUCUGAUUUGUUUUUUGUUCAACUCCCGUCUUAAUAAUUGUGUAUAUAGUAAUGAGAAAUCCUGAGCAUUUUAAAAUAAAAGUGUAUCAUAGUUUUUUAACAAAAGUUGAUUUAUUGGGGAUAAUGUAACCAAAUAUUAAAAAAUAAUGCAUUAGAAUUGUUACAUGUUUCAGUACAUAAAUGGUUGAAAGGGCACUGUCGGCGUGAUGAAGGGAGUCUGUGGCCAGACAUUGAGUAGUUAACUCUCACCCCAAGUCUUUAACAAGCAGACUAUGAUCAUGAUGACAGUUCCCCUUUAAAGUGACAUGUUGCCUUGGAUCAGGCGAGUGGGUCUAUGAAAAGCGUUUGUUAUGAAAUGCAUGGUAGAAAGAUGUUUAAA